Molecule: messenger RNA, 7357 nt
Organism: Prionailurus viverrinus (fishing cat)
Lineage: Eukaryota; Metazoa; Chordata; Mammalia; Carnivora; Felidae
Gene: ZMYM4
Product: zinc finger MYM-type containing 4
Exons: 31
Coding region: 515-5071 (1518 amino acids)
Molecular function (GO): zinc ion binding
Source: RefSeq, a predicted model, not a curated record
CGCAAGGGGCUGGUUUGGUGAUCCCUUUAAGAAACCGCAGGCGGAGGAAUUUCUCUGAGAGAAAAUAAUCCUACUCACGGGGCCCCUUGGAGGCCAUUAACCCCCCGAGUCCCGGCCCCCCCUUUUCCCGGGCAGGCCCUACCGCCCACGCGCGCACCCGUGGGAUCUCAGGAUCUCAGACCCGGCGCACGGCAUCCGCCCCCUCCCCACUCUCAGCGCCGGGCCCGGUUGGGUCCGGGGAAGCUGCCGCGAGGCGGCCGUGCCUGCAGUGUGGGCGGGGGCCGGGGGCCCGAGAGGUUCCGCCGCCACCGCGCCGGGAGCCGCAGCGGUUCCGAGCGGGGCCCAACAUGGCGGAGAGAGAGGUGGAGUCCGGCCCCCGAAAGAGGGUAGGUGAGGAACAUCGUGAUCAAUUAGCCACUGCCAAAGAUCCCUGCGGGCCAAAGCGUUCUGAUUACCGUUUGAGCAGAAAACUGGUGCAGUUUUUGAUGAAAUUGUAGAGAACUGUGGUGGUAUCAUGGAUACAGAAAUGUCUGAAGAUAUAGACCACAACUUAACUCCUACCCUUGACAGCAUGUCUUAUGGAAUGCCGAAUCAAACAGGAUCUGAAAAUUCAUUGCUGGAUGAAGAUGAUUAUUUUUUGAACUCUGGGGAUCUUGCAGGAAUUCCAGUCGUUGGUAGUGACAAUGAGGAUGAACAGGAUUUUAGUUCAAAGGACAAUCUUGUUUCUUCAAUUCAUACUGAUGAUAGCUUGGAAGUAGAGAGAAGAGUCACACAGCAUGAAUCAGACAAUGAAAAUGAAAUACAGAUUCAAAAUAAAUUAAAAAAAGACUUUCCUAAACAGUUUGAUCAGGUUUCUGUCUUUAAAUCAAUACGGAAAGAUUUUAGUCUAGUAAGAGAAAACAGCAAAGAGACAUUUUCUGGAAAGGAGAAAAAUAGAGACCUAACUUAUCAUGAACGUGAAAAACGAUUGGAUAAACCCCAUAAAGAGUUGGAUUCAAGGUUGAAAAGCAGUUUUUUUGAUAAAGCAGCUAAUCAAGUUGAAGAAACAUUACAUACCCAUUUACCACAAACCCCAGAAACAAACUUUAGGGAUUCCAGCUAUCCAUUUGCCAAUAAAGAAUCCAUUGGUUCGGAACUGGGGAAUUCCUUUGCAUCAAAUAUUAGAAUUAAAGAAGAACCUUUGGAUGAUGAGUAUGACAAAGCAAUGGCACCACAGCAGGGACUACUAGACAAAAUUAAAGAUGAACCUGACAAUGCUCAAGAGUAUAGUCAUGGCCAACAGCAAAAAACUCAAGAAGGGGAACUGAAAAUUAGUGCUGUGUUUUCAGUCAGUGGCAGUCCUCUUGCUCCACAGUUGACUACUGGCUUUCAGCCUUCACUGGCGUCAUCUGGCAUGAAUAAAAUGCUUCCUUCAGUUCCAGCCACAGCUGUUCGAGUUUCCUGUUCUGGUUGUAAAAAAAUCCUCCAGAAGGGGCAAACUGCUUACCAGAGGAAGGGGUCGACUCAGCUCUUCUGUUCUACACUGUGCCUCACUGGAUAUACAGUUCCACCUGCCCGCCCACCACCUCCUCCCACCAAGAAAACUUGUUCAAGUUGCUCAAAAGACAUUUUAAAUCCAAAGGAUGUGAUCAGUGCCCAGUUUGAAAAUACCACAGCUAGUAAAGAUUUUUGCAGUCAGUCAUGUCUGUCAACAUACGAACUGAAAAGGAAACCUGUUGUCACCAUAAAUACGAAUAGCAUUUCAACCAAAUGCAGCAUGUGUCAGAAGAAUGCUGUUAUUCGACAUGAAGUUAAUUACCAGAAUGUGGUACAUAAACUUUGCAGUGAUGCCUGCUUCUCUAAGUUUCGCUCUGCCAACAACCUCACCAUGAACUGUUGUGAGAACUGUGGGGGCUACUGCUACAGUGGCUCUGGGCAGUGCCACGUGCUUCAGAUAGAGGGCCAGUCUAAGAAGUUCUGUAGUUCAGCAUGUGUCACGGCGUAUAAGCAGAAAUCAGCCAAAAUUACACCAUGUGCGCUUUGCAAAUCAUUGAGAUCCUCAGCAGAAAUGAUUGAAAAUACCAAUAGCUUGGGAAAGACAGAGCUUUUCUGUUCUGUUAAUUGCUUAUCUGCUUACAGAGUUAAAAUGGUUACUUCUGCAGGUGUACAAGUUCAAUGUAACAGUUGUAAAACCUCAGCAAUCCCUCAGUAUCACCUAGCCAUGUCAGAUGGAAGUAUACGCAACUUCUGCAGCUACAGUUGUGUGGUAGCUUUCCAGAAUUUGUUCAACAAACCAACAGGAAUGAAUUCUUCAGUAGUGCCCUUGUCUCAGGGCCAGGUAAUUGUAAGCAUUCCCACAGGUUCAACAGUGUCAGCAGGUGGGAGUAAUACCUCUGCUGUCUCCCCCACCUCCAUCAGUAGCUCUGCUGCAGCUGGCCUCCAGCGUCUUGCUGCCCAAUCCCAGCACGUUGGGUUUGCACGAAGUGUUGUAAAACUCAAGUGUCAGCACUGUAACCGUCUUUUUGCCACAAAGCCAGAACUUCUUGACUAUAAGGGUAAAAUGUUUCAGUUCUGUGGCAAGAAUUGUUCUGAUGAAUAUAAGAAAAUAAAUAAUGUAAUGGCAAUGUGUGAAUAUUGUAAAAUUGAGAAAAUUGUAAAGGAGACUGUGCGAUUCUCAGGUGCUGACAAGUCAUUCUGUAGUGAAGGUUGCAAAUUGCUUUAUAAACAUGACUUGGCGAAACGCUGGGGAAAUCACUGUAAAAUGUGCAGUUAUUGUUUACAGACAUCUCCCAAAUUGGUACAGAAUAAUUUGGGGGGGAAAGUAGAAGAGUUCUGUUGUGAAGAAUGCAUGUCCAAAUAUACAGUUCUAUUCUAUCAGAUGGCCAAAUGUGAUGGUUGUAAGCGACAGGGUAAACUCAGUGAGUCCUUGAAAUGGCGAGGAGAAAUGAAACAUUUCUGUAACCUGCUUUGUAUCUUGAUGUUCUGUAAUCAGCAAAGUAUGUGUGACCCACCUUCACAAAACAAUGCAGCAAGUAUUUCCAUGGUGCCAGCUGCUUCAGCAGGGCCCCCAUCUCUAAGAAAAGAUUCAACUCCAGUUAUAGCCAAUGUGGUAUCAUUAGCCAGUGCUCCUGCUGCUCAGCCCACAGUGAAUUCUAACAGUGUCUUACAAGGUGCAGUUCCAACAGUAACAGCGAAAAUCAUUGGGGAUGCAAGUACACAAACAGAUGCUCUGAAACUGCCACCUUCCCAGCCCCCAAGACUUUUGAAGAAUAAAGCUUUAUUAUGUAAACCUAUCACACAGACUAAAGCCACUUCUUGCAAACCACAUACCCAAAACAAAGAAUGCCAGACAGAAGACACUCCAAGUCAGCCCCAGAUCAUUGUGGUGCCAGUUCCCGUACCAGUGUUUGUGCCCAUACCUCUUCAUCUUUAUACUCAGUAUGCACCAGUCCCAUUUGGAAUUCCAGUUCCCAUGCCUGUCCCUAUGCUUAUUCCAUCCUCAAUGGAUAAUGAAGAUAAAGUCACCGAAAGUAUUGAAGACAUUAAGGAGAAGCUUCCUUCACAUCCAUUUGAAGCUGAUCUCCUUGAGAUGGCAGAAAUGAUUGCAGAAGAUGAAGAGAAGGAGAAGACUCUAUCCCAGGGAGGAUCCCAAACUUCUGAACAGGAGCUCUUUUUAGAUACCAAGAUUUUUGAAAAAGACCAAGGAAGUACAUACAGUGGUGAUCUUGAAUCAGAGGCAGUAUCUACGCCACAUAGCUGGGAGGAAGAGUUGAAUCAUUAUGCCUUAAAGUCAAAUGCUGUGCAAGAGGCUGAUUCAGAAUUGAAGCAGUUCUCAAAAGGGGAAACUGAGCAGGAUCUGGAAGCAGAUUUUCCAUCAGAAUCCUUUGACCCACUGAAUAAAGGACAGGGAAUCCAGGCACGUUCUCGAACAAGACGACGGCACAGAGAUGGCUUCCCUCAGCCCAGACGAAGAGGACGGAAGAAGUCUAUAGUGGCUGUGGAGCCCAGAAGUCUUAUUCAAGGAGCCUUUCAGGGGUGCUCAGUGUCUGGGAUGACACUGAAAUACAUGUACGGGGUAAAUGCCUGGAAGAACUGGGUUCAGUGGAAAAAUGCCAAGGAAGAUCAGGGGGAUCUGAAAUGUGGCGGUGUUGAACAUGCUGCAUCUAGCCCAUGUUCUGACCCUUUAGGAAGUGCUCAAGACCAUGUACUCUCUCAAGAAUCCUCAGAGCCAGGCUGUAGAGUCCGUUCUAUCAAGCUGAAGGAAGAUAUUCUGUCCUGCACUUUUGCUGAGUUGAGUUUGGGUUUAUGCCAGUUUAUCCAAGAGGUGCGGAGACCAAAUGGUGAAAAAUAUGAUCCAGACAGUAUCUUAUACUUGUGCCUUGGAAUUCAGCAGUACCUGUUUGAAAAUGGUAGAAUAGAUAAUAUUUUUACUGAGCCCUAUUCCAGAUUUAUGAUUGAACUUACCAAACUCUUGAAAAUAUGGGAACCUACAAUACUUCCUAAUGGUUACAUGUUUUCUCGCAUUGAAGAAGAGCAUUUGUGGGAAUGCAAACAGCUGGGCGCUUACUCACCAAUUGUCCUCUUGAACACCCUCCUUUUCUUCAAUACCAAAUACUUUCAACUCAAGAAUGUUACUGAGCACUUGAAGCUUUCCUUUGCCCAUGUGAUGAGACGGACCAGGACUCUGAAGUACAGCACCAAGAUGACAUAUCUGAGGUUCUUCCCACCUUUACAGAAGCAGGAGUCAGAACCAGAUAAACUGGCUAUUGGCAAGAGGAAACGAAAUGAAGAUGACGAGGUCCCAGUGGGUGUGGAGAUGGCAGAGAAUACUGACAAUCCACUAAGAUGCCCAGUCCGACUUUAUGAGUUUUACCUGUCAAAAUGUUCUGAAAGUGUGAAGCAGAGGAAUGACGUGUUUUACCUGCAACCUGAGCGCUCCUGUGUUCCGAACAGCCCCAUGUGGUACUCCACAUUCCCAAUAGACCCUGGGACCCUGGACACCAUGUUAACACGUAUUCUCAUGGUGAGGGAGGUACACGAAGAACUUGCCAAAGCCAAAUCAGAAGACUCUGAUGUUGAGUUAUCAGAUUAAAGUGGACGUGGGGUUCCUAUUUUCAUACACGUGGGUAUGCACCAAACUGUGAAUGCAUCCAGCUUUGGAAAACGAUGUACAAGUACAAGUCCUCUUGACUUGAUUACAAGAUAAUGGAAAACAGAUGACUCGUGAACCACAGUGUGGAUGUACAAAUGAAAAUUGAAGGAAAGAAUAUGAACCAAGAAAUGUUGUUCUUUGGCAGUGAUAUAGUUCUUAGACAUCUUCAGAAUGACUAACCAAUUUCUCUGAGUGGUGCAUAAUCUUAUUUUGUUUGGGAAUAACAAAUUGUGGAAUAUUUUUAAGGAAAACUGUUGUAUAAAACUCUACCAUAGUAACCUUAGACCUUAGAGAGGUAGCUUUGGAGUAAGACCUUGGCUGCAGUAGGCUACUUAGGCAAGCCCUAUGUGCACGUCAGGGGAGAAGUCAGUGCAGAGCUAAGAGUGACAUCAGAUGAGGACCGUGGGACCCAGACUUGAAGACCCAAUAAAAAUACUCAACUUUUUUUUUAAAAGGUAGAGAGUGAAGUGGUCUUGAUUUUGAUUUUCACUGCCAAGCCAAUUCUGUGAAGGAUAGAAGCCUCUGGUGCUUUUGCCAUAGGCCCCUCACAUCAGGGAAAAAGGCCUUCACUGCUGUUCACAGAGUAAUAUGUCCCUUUCACUUUCUGGGUCUAGCCUUCUCAGCUGUGGGUCUGGCUGUGGGUAAAUUGAGGUAAAGGGGCUGAUACUCCACAAACUGAUUAUGCACACAGAAAAUCUGUGGAGCCCAUUAGACCCCAAGUGUCUUGAAAUGUUUGUAGAAAACCCACUAAAAUGCCCACUUCUCUGGGUGUCAGCCUUUAUUGCUGCUGUCUCAUAGCAUGAGCUGUGGUACACAGAAAUGGGGGUUCUCCUUUUGUUUUCAUUUUAUCCCCAAAUGGCAGCUUUUCUCCCAUUGUUUUAUCUUCCUAUUUCCCAAAUCUUCUUAUUUGUCUUUUGCACCAGUUUCUGGAGGCCCUUGUCAUUUCAAAAAGAAAAGUCUCUCUCACUCUGGCAAACCUGUGGAUGAUUCCACAAGGACACAGUAUUACUUAGUUAUCAGAAUUAUGGUAGAAAAGGUCCUAGUACGUUCCUAUAAAGCAUUUGGAAGAUGACCUUGUUGUCCUAAGAAACUUGAAAAUAGGGAUUCUGGGGUCAGGAUACAAAGACAUGGACUGUCUUGCAUAUCCACAGCAGGGCUUCUAGCAUUAUUCCAAACUCUAGCUGUUUUACUAGUUCUAUGAGGACUGCAAGUCAUAGGUGUGUUUGGCAUAUCAGUCCAUCUCCCUCAUUUCCAUUCGCAGUUUCUUCCCCCCCAAAUUUUGACUCAAAGCUUUUCUGAUGUUGGCCAGUCACAGAAUUUCUUUAGCUGAGGUUAAUUUGACCCUGUAAUAGAAAUGAGAAGAGUCCAAAAACCCUCUUAGUAAUUUUAACCUUGGAAAACUUUUCAAUCUGUCCCAUUUUUUUAGAUGGGCGUAGCAGGUGUUUUGGUUUUUUAAAAUAAAUGGAAGUCAUUUAAGUAAAAUAAAAAUUUUAAAGUAGGCCUUUUGGCGUUGUGUACUUGAUGGUUCUGUCCCUCUGCCUGUAACAAAUUUCAUUUUGGUUACCAGGAACUGUGUGAAAGAAGUAAAUCUGCCCCAAUUCUGUAUGAUUAAUUCCAUCUGUGUUUGUCAUUUCUGACUGGAAAACUUCUUACUUCCAGAUCUUGUUUGAUAUGGAGGAAAAACAACUGGAUUGUCUGAUAAGUCUGCCAAUAAACUAUCCAGAAACAUCAGGUGUAAUAGCCCCCACUAUACAAAUUUUAUGGUUUGUAUAAACACUAACAUUUCCCCUUCUGUAGUUGUAUCAAGAACAAAUAUUGUUGGCAUAGUAGAUACAUUGUUAUAAAACACCAGAGAGAAAAAGAAAUCUGUAUCUUUUAACUGAGAACAGCCAAUACCCAGGUAAAUGACUGUAUCAGGACUUCAAUUGCAUGUUAGUCCGCAGAGUUGUCCAGAUCCUAAAUUCGUAAAAGAAAAUUUUGAUUAAUUAUUGGUCAUUCUUCAUAAGCGUAGCUGUUGAUAUGUGUGUCAGACUAUUUGCUUUUUAAAAUUUUAUUAAAAUUAUGUAAAAUUGCAUUUUUAUUUCCAGGGGAGAAAACAUCAAACAAACGAGAGAAACAUCUAAAUUAUCCUUUCCGUUCUUUUUUGUUUUUUAACCACUUUGGGUUUUCCCCUUGCAGAAACCACAGAAAUAUUCCCUUAGAAUAAAAUAGUAUAUUUGUAUUUGA